This is a messenger RNA of Colletes gigas, 3191 nucleotides long. It is a transcript of the gene MED24, whose product is annotated as mediator of RNA polymerase II transcription subunit 24. The record is from RefSeq and is a predicted model, not a curated record. The transcript has 12 exons. NCBI's taxonomy places the organism in Eukaryota, Metazoa, Arthropoda, Insecta, Hymenoptera, Colletidae. Gene Ontology annotation, molecular function: transcription coregulator activity. The coding region runs from base 128 to 3127 and encodes 999 amino acids. Gene Ontology annotation, cellular component: mediator complex.
CAUGGCGUUGAUCAUGGCGGUUGUGAGAAGGUUACGACCGGAAAACCAAUUUAAAAUAUGCCAGUUGUAGUAAUUUAUUAAAUAAUUAAAUUUUAUGAAAUGAGACGUUACUUAUGUAGGAGAAAUUAUGUGUAAUCUUCUAACAUCAGCUAUGGAGACUAAAGUAACUAGUAAAACCAGCAGUUUAAAAGCUCUUUUGCUACGAGCAUGGAGAGAACGCUGGAGUGAUUUACAAUGGGGUAUUAAUAUUAAAACAAUUUUACCAAGAGGUGUUAGCGGAGAUGUAUAUAAUUUAGCAGACUGUAUAUUACAACAAGCAUUAGUUGGACUUGGUCCAAAUCAGUUAGUACUCUCUUACUUGAAACAUUCUUUAAGUUCACAGUUGGUCUCCUAUGCUGCUGUAUUGCAACGGAUAAGCAAAUACGAUGCCUUUCACAAGCCCCAUUGUAUUUUAAGUCUACUAGAAUUUCUAGAAUCUAUUCAAAUAGGUAUAACCUGUCGUGGUAAAUCAGAAGAGGAUCUCCUGGCAGCUGCAGUGUUAUCUAUUGUGCAUUGGCUGUUGCAGUGUUAUCUGCAUACUUUAACAAAAAUGCCUCAAAACAGUCCACUAACACCACAACCGACAGAACUGAUGGAUAAACCUGCCAGUAUAUUGAAACAGAUGCUUAGUUCAGAUUUUCUUUGCGCUAUGAUGUACUUAGCCAAAUACGAUGACAAAGAUUUGUACAUAGAUGUUGUGAAGAAAUGUCAAGAAAUCGAGGCUCUACUGAAAACUAGCAGUUUAAAGUCUUCUGUGCCGAUCGAGGAGUCUCUUAAAAAGCUGUGCAAUUUAGAGAUCGAAUGUUUAGCUCUUUCUUUUGAAAUGACGCAAAUGGAGUCCAUAACUCACUGCCUGCAGCCAUUGUUCGCGGUCCAAGUGUUAUUAAAUCCUAGUACAGAGACGGCCGUGUUUGUUAAUCAGUUGUUAAUGGUCCAAAGACUUAAGAAUUACACGAACGCGAGGUUGUACUGUGAAAUAAUUCGUGCGUGUUUAAUGUGCCUGCACAACGUUACAGGCACGUUCAAAGAGUCACAGUGGGGUGCUUUCACGUUUUUGAAAGUACCUCUUAUUUUAAAGGAACUGCAUGUUGCACAUUCGAACGGCGAUGAUAAAUCGGAGUAUUCUCAAGAUAUUUUAGAUGCGUUCGAACUUCUACUCCAAUUUACACCGCUUCUCGACAUAAUGGACACCGCGUGUUCUUGCAACAGUGUCGAGUGUUUACUGAACGCGUUGCAAAAAGUGAACUUAGUCACGGAGAAACAGGCCAAACAAUUGAGCAGUAGAAGAGAGGGUGUCACAGCAACUUUACAAAAGUUGGAGUCCUCUACGUCCACACCCUCUAUUCCAAAGGUAAUCGUGCGCGCAGAGCCCACGUUAUCCGGGAUUUUAAAAACGCUCAACGCCGAUUACACAAAGAUCCACGAGGCGCUGUUGAGCAUGCUGCACCAGGUGUUAACCGGGAACAGUUUCGAGCUGAUGUUGGCCGUGGCGACCGUGGAAGGUAAACUGAAAACCUUCGUUACGAAACUGAUCAAAUUCAACGAAUGCAGCAAGCAGAAUAACGAACCUGUCCCACCAAAGACUGCCGCGACCAGAGCAAUGCUAUUCGACGUAUCGUUCCUCAUGCUGUGCUCCAUAGUGCAAACGUAUGGAUCUGAUGCUGUUUUAGAGGAAGGAGGAGGAGAUUCCUUCUUUGAACAAUGGGUACGCGAAUGUAUGCCGGAACGGAACCAACCAAAGUCGCCCCAAAAGAUGUUGCAAAACAUUGACCCUGCCAGGGUGGACGCGUUGCUUGCGCAAAUCAAUUCCCCGGAUCCUGACUUUAAAUCUAGUAAUAUAAAAUGGCACAUCGCCUGUCAGUCGGCUAUGGGGGUCGUGAAAGAGCUUCUUUGCGCGUGGGAAAGCGACGUACUGGGAGCUGGCGACGUUAAGAGAGCUUUAGACGGUCUGCGCGCGACUGCGUGCUGUUUACCAGUUUGCGCAGCAGCCUGGCUAUGCGCGUACAUGAGCAUCACGCAUCAGGAUGCCCUCUUGAAACCUAUGAACAUGGUGCAACAUUUUUUAACGCCAUUGCCCGGGGAUGAAAUGCAGGACAAUCUCAAGGAACGGUCUAGCUUAAUGUCUCAAAUCAUUCGCAAAAUGCAGUACGAUGUUCAUCCUCCCACUCAAUCGAAAACUAAGGUGCUUUCGAUGUCCCACAGCAUUAUAUCGAGACAACCUAUAUUGGAGCAAUUGGAGGCCGUGUGGAAGAACGUCAAUCAACGGGGGUGGAUAAAUAUCCAAGCGACACAGUCUUUAGAAUCUUUAUUAAAUACCGGUGGCUCGCUGUGGUUCGUUUCGAACAUAGUGAAAGAGGUGUUAAAGUAUCGUUACCAGCAGGAGCUGGACCAAGCCGUAGACCUUGCAUUCGCCAUUUUUCAUCUUGAUAUCGAGAACUGUACCUUAGAUCUCAUAAAUCAUAUCAUUCCACAAUAUUUAUAUAACUCCUUACAAAGCGAAGAACUCGUUGAGCCACAGUCCUCGGUUUUAGCGAAACUGUGCGUGUACUGUAUAUUUUCUACGUUAGAAUACAACAAUUCGAACCCGUAUCGUGGAAGUAGCAGAAAACGCGGGCGUCGUGACUUAGAUGCCGAUGAACUCGAUGCUCUUGGGGUGCCAGCGAAUAAGAUCCUUCGAUUAAACGAGUCGGGUGAUUCUAACCCCAUUUUUGGUUCGCAAAGUCCGCAAGCUCAGGGACCGACCAACGGACAAAAAUCGAUCGUAUUGAGGGAUCCCCUGUUGUCAGCGUUAAACGGAUUGUUCACGAUAUUCACGUUCCUCGCCGGCAGAGACGGCGAAGUGUCCCAGCAAACACAUUUUAUACUUCAAUUUUUGCGUCUUAUGGUACAAUGCGGGAAAGACAGAACCCGUAUCGUAUUGCAAGGGAUGCCACAGACAUUGGUUCCUUGCCUUCUAAAAGCACUGCCUGAAUUGUUCACGACUGAUAUUCUGUUAAGAUUUUACGAUAUUCAGACAGCAGUUGGACGGAAAGCGACAGCGCGUGAUCUGUGCAUGCUGCGAAAUAUCACUCUGAAACCCACGAAGUAGCGCUGAUAAUAUUUUUUAAGCAGACUGCUCUUUCGGACGAUUCAUAGAAACGAACAAUUACAAA